CUGCACGAUUUUACGCACAAAAUAUCCUUCAGCUGAAAGUGGAAUGUAUUCUAUAAAACCACAAGGACUCUCUGUUCGAGUAUUUUGUGACAUGACUUCAAAGAAUGGUGUUGGUGUGACAGAGAUUGGACAUGACAGUGAAUCAAGAACUCUUGUGAGUGGAUGUGAACCUGAAGGUUGUUACAAGAGAACGAUUAAAUAUGAAAUUUCAAUGGAGCAGAUUGUUGCCAUUAUGAACCAGUCCAAGAAUUGUGAACAGUUUAUAAAGUAUGAAUGUUACGAAAGUAUGUUUCUAAACUCUGGUUAUGGUUGGUGGGUAUCACGUCAAGGUUCAAAGAUGAAUUACUGGGGUGGAGCGGCAGUCGACAGUGGAAAAUGUGCCUGUGGAAUGAACAACAGCUGUGCAGAUGGAAGAAAAUGUAAUUGUGACAGGAAUGACUACACAUGGCGUGAAGACAGUGGAUACCUGACAGACAAGAACACGCUGCCUGUUACUGAACUGAGAUUUGGAGAUGCUGACGGUGUUUUAUUGUCAAACGGACAAAGAGAGUCAGGUUUUCAUACACUGGGAAAAUUACGUUGCUGGGGUUAA
Messenger RNA from Dendronephthya gigantea, 592 nucleotides. RefSeq names its product neurexin-4-like. Bases 44 to 592 code for a protein of 182 amino acids. Lineage: Eukaryota; Metazoa; Cnidaria; Anthozoa; Malacalcyonacea; Nephtheidae. The transcript has a single exon. The record is from RefSeq and is a predicted model, not a curated record.